AUGACGAUCUCCUGCGGAUUCUUCUCCCACGUCCCGAAUCUCCACUCCUUCUCCCUCAACAGGGCCUUCACCAAAGUUUUAGCUUCGACCCAGAUCACAAUCUCCCCCAAAGAUUCCGUCUUGACGCUACCCAACUGGAGGGACUCUCCGAACAAUCCCAAUCCAAAUCCCAGUGCGAGAAGCAAGGAAUCAAGACAAACCGAAGAGUUCUACAAUCUGGAGCACAAGGUGGCCAAGGGGCAGAAGCCGGACGUCAUUAAAGCGACCCAAUUGAUGUACGACCUCUGCAAAUCGGACAAGCUCAAGAAAGCAAUUCGAGUCAUGGAGAUGGUGAUCCACUCCGGGAUCAUCCCUGACGCAGCUUCCUGCACUUUCCUGGUCAACAAUCUCUGCAAGAGGGGAAAUGUUGGGCACGCGAUGCAAUUGGUGGAGAAGAUGGAGGAAUUCGGACUCCCUACGAGCAGUACAACUUAUAACUCACUUGUUAGAGGGCUGUGUAUGCAGGGGAAUUUGAAUCAGUGCUUGCAGUUCAUCGACAGGUUGAUACAGAAAGGGCUUGUCCCCAAUGCAUUCACUUACUCGUCGCUGCUCGAGACCGCGUAUAAGGAGCGAGGAGCGGACGAGGCAAUAAAGCUUCUGGAUGAGAUCAUUGCGAAAGGAGGAAUGCCUAAUCUGGUCAGCUACAAUGUGCUGUUGACUGGUUUGUGCAAGGAAGGGAGGAUUCACGACGCGAUUCGGUUGUUCAGGGAGCUGCCUUCCAAAGGGUAUAGUCCCAAUGUGGUGAGCUACAACAUACUGUUGAGGAAUUUGUGUUAUGAAGGGAGGUGGGAGGAGGCGAAUGAGUUGUUAGCAGAGAUGGAUGGGGAGGAAAGGACUCCCUCUGCUAUUACUUACAACAUACUGAUAAGCUCGCUGGCGAUGCAUGGGAGAACAGAGCAUGCCCUCCAAGUGCUCGACGAAAUGACGAAGGGGGCGGCUCACAGGCCGACAACUGCGACCUACAAUCCGAUCAUCGCUCGUUUGGCAAAGGAGGGAAUGGUGGAGAUGGUGGUGAAGUGUUUGGAUCAGAUGUUGUAUCGUCAUGUCAUGCCUAAUGAUGGAACCUACAGUGCCAUAGCGGUGCUAUGCGAGGAAGGUGGGAACAAGGUGAAGGAAGCCUUCACCAUCAUCAAAACGUUGGGGAACAAGCGGAGUGCUUCCACUCACGAGUUCUACAAAGGGGUGCUCGCCAGCUUGACGAGAAAAGGGAACACCUACGCGGCAUUCCAGCUUCUGUACGAGAUGACUAAAGAUGGUUUCACUCCCGACUCCCACACAUACUCAUCGUUGAUCAGGGGGCUGUGUGUGGAAGGGAUGCUGAACGAGGCGUUGGAAAUCUUCCGGCUGCUGGAGGACAGCCGGUACAAGCCUGUGGUGGACAAUUUCAAUGCACUCGUGCUAGGGUUUUGCAAGUGCAGGAGGACCGAUUUGGCACUGGAGGUCUUUGAGAUGAUCGUGGAGAAAGGGUACUUGCCUAAUGAGACGACUUACACGAUUUUGGUAGAAGGGAUUGUGCACGAAGGGGAGAAGGAGUUGGCUGCCGAAGUCUUGAGGGAGCUGUAUGGGCAGGGAGUGGUGAAGUUGAAUACCUUGGAGAGGCUUGUCAUGCAGUAUGACCUCGAACUCGAAGGGCUGAAUGUUUAA
This is a messenger RNA of Linum tenue, 1683 nucleotides long. The record is from the annotation of a GenBank genome assembly. Lineage: Eukaryota; Viridiplantae; Streptophyta; Magnoliopsida; Malpighiales; Linaceae.